Messenger RNA from Anopheles aquasalis, 1627 nucleotides. Its product is annotated as cytochrome P450 4C1-like. The record is from RefSeq and is a predicted model, not a curated record. Gene Ontology annotation, molecular function: oxidoreductase activity, acting on paired donors, with incorporation or reduction of molecular oxygen; iron ion binding; monooxygenase activity. Lineage: Eukaryota; Metazoa; Arthropoda; Insecta; Diptera; Culicidae.
GACAUCUGCUUGAUCUACGGAUACGGAUACGCUUGAAAUGAGUGAUUGGAUUACAUUAUCCUUGCUGGCGGUGGUACUGCUGGCGUGUUGGAUCGGUUGGCGGUUGAAACACUGGAAACACUAUCGAACAUCCAGCGACCUAGAUGGUCCCCGGGACUAUCCACUGAUCGGUAGUGCGCACCUGUUCCUUGGCAAAAGUACGGAGGAACAGUUCCGGUGCAUCAUCGAGAUCAGCCAAACGUACCGAUCGCCGUGCCGUGUCUGGCUCGGUCCGAAGCUGUUUGUGUUCAUCGACAACGCGGACGAUCUGCAAACGGUACUGACCUCGGCCAGCUGCCUCGAGAAGGCGGACGUGUAUCGGUUCUUCAAGUGUGAAGCCGGUCUCUUCUCCGCCCCGGCGGCCGUAUGGCGAACGCAUCGCAAGUAUCUAAGCCCAUGCUUCAACGCCAAGAUACUGGCCAGUUUUGUGUCGGUUUUUAAUGAAAAAAGUGUCAUACUCGUGAGUCAGCUAAGGUCACACCUGGAUCAGCGCACACCGUUCAACGUGUACGAGUACAUCGCCAAGUGCACGUUAGACAUGAUUUGUGCGACGACCCUAGGUACCGAUAUGAACCUCCAGAACGAGGAAGGUGACGAGUACAUCGCGGCAAUUGAAAAGUGCUCGGAGUUGCUUAACCAUCGGCUGUACAAAGUGUGGCUACACCCGGACGCUAUCUAUCGACUGACGGACGCCUUCAAAGUGCAGAAGCAGUGCUACGAUACGGCGUACAAGAUGUCCCGUAAGGUGCUCGCCUUGCGGACCACAGAGCUGCGCCAAGUUACCCAGCAGGGUACCAGCGCACGGUCGUCCUCGACGGUGGACGUGCAGCUGCACGAGGCUGCCGAUGAGCAAUCAUCACCACGGAAGCCACAGAUCUACAUCGAUCAGCUGUUUCGGAUUGCUGGCGAAACGAAGAAUGUGUUUGAUGAGCAGGCGAUCAAGGAUGAAAUUGAUACGAUCAUUCUGGGGGGUCAAGAGACGUCCGCCCUUACGCUGUCACACGUUGUACUGAUGUUGGCCAUCCAUCAGGAGGUACAGCAAAGGGUGUACGAUGAGCUGCUGACCGUGACUCGAGGAAGCCAGGAGGUACUGAACGAACAUCUGCCCCACCUGGUGUACAUGGAGAUGGUGCUGAAGGAAACGAUGCGACUAUUCCCCGUCGGUCCAAUGAUUGGCCGUCAGUGUACGGAGGAUACACAGAUUUCAACCACCGUUAUUCCCAAAGGGGUUACCGUGGUCCUCGGUAUCUUCAACAUCCAGCGCAAUCCGGACCACUGGGGCCCAAAGGCGGACCUGUUUGAUCCGGAAAACUUUAGCCCCGAAAGGAGCGCCGAUCGGCACCCGUACUGCUUUCUCCCGUUCAGUGCCGGCCCGCGGAACUGCAUCGGCUAUCGGUACGGUUUGAUGUCGAUGAAGGUGAUGCUGUGCCACUUGCUGCGAGCGUACAGGUUUUCCACCGAUCUGGCGAUGGAUCAGCUAACGCUAAAGCUAAACAUCACGCUCAAGAUCGCCAACAAGCACAUGGUGCGUAUAGUGCGGCGGCAAAACACGACAAAUGUAAAUACAGUUGACCUUCCGCACUGCUAG